This is a messenger RNA of Daucus carota subsp. sativus, 1212 nucleotides long. RefSeq names its product ATP-dependent DNA helicase PIF1-like. The coding region runs from base 1 to 1212 and encodes 403 amino acids. The transcript is spliced from 2 exons. NCBI's taxonomy places the organism in Eukaryota, Viridiplantae, Streptophyta, Magnoliopsida, Apiales, Apiaceae. The record is from RefSeq and is a predicted model, not a curated record. Gene Ontology annotation, molecular function: DNA helicase activity. Gene Ontology annotation, biological process: telomere maintenance; DNA repair.
AUGACUCAAUGUGCACAAGGUGGAUUAGCACCCCAGAUACGUCAACUCUUUGUACACAUAUUAGUCCACUGCAAAGUUACUGACUUGAAACAAUUGUGGCUGUCUCAUUGGAGGAGCAUGGUUGAUGAUAUACUUUUGACCAGACGAGCAAUGUCUAAAGAUCUGAACCUCCUGCUCAACGAUAAACAACUGCAGUUCUAUGCACUUGCAGGAAGCGAAAGGCGGAUUUUUUUUGUUUAUGGAAGUGAAGGUUGUGGAAAGACCUACCUUUGGAAAACUUUAAUUUCCAAGUUAAGAUCCCAGGGCGAUAUUGUUUUACCAGUGGCCUCCUCAGGAAUAGCUGCAACUUUGUUGCCUGGCGGACGCACCGCGCAUUCAAGAUUUAAAAUACUAAUUAUUCUUGAUGAUUUCUCGGUUUGUAGUAUUGGUCAGAAUUCAGACAUCGCUGAACUUAUAAAGCAAACCAAGCUUAUUAUUUGGGAUGAAGCGCCAAUGCAGCAUAGGUACGCGUUUGAAUGCUUAGACCGUUCUCUUAAAGAUAUUAUGAGAUCUGUUGAUUAUGCACGUGGUGAAAUGCCGUUCGGAGGUAUUACUGUGGUACUUGGUGGGGAUUUUAGACAAAUUCUCCCUGUUAUCCCUUUAGGUGACCGCAGUGACAUUGUUGGGGCGUGCAUUACAAGAUCGCGUUUAUGGUAUCUCUGUCAUAUCUUCCUUCUGUCCAAGAAUAUGCGUCUUAAAGAAGGGGAAUCAUCUCAAGAGAUUGAAGAUCUAAGGAAUUUUGCUAAAUGGGUUCUUCAAAUUGGUGAUGGCCAAGUCAUGCCGCCUGAAUCAGACGGAAGAACAUAUGAUGAGUAUGAUAUCCAGAUUCCAGCUCAGUUUUGUGAUCUUGACAAACCAAACACUAUUGACACAAUGAUUAGCACCACAUAUCCAGAUUUCACGCAAAACUGCCAAAAUCCUGGAUAUUUAAGUGAAAGAAGUAUUCUUACUCCAACAAACCAAACUGUUGGACAUCUUAAUGCACAGAUUGUUGACAUGGUUCAAGGUGAUUCAUUUUCAUAUUAUAGUGUUGACACCGCAGACGAAUUUGGUGGAACUGAGUCUGAUUUGAAUUCCGCGUUCCCAAUAGAAUAUCUAAACUCUUUUUGCAUGCCUGGGAUGCCAAAUCAUGAAUUGAAACUCAAAGUUGGAGUUGUCGUCAUGCUUAUGUGA